UCUCCUUCUGCUGGACGGCUUCCUUCUCGUACGUAACCUUUUCCUUCGCCAAACGUUUAACAACACCGGUUUUAAUCUUCAGGGUUCGCUGUCGAGGAUCAGACAUCUUUCCAAUCCCCAAAAACACUCGGUCUCCGUUAUUAUUAAUUCGCUGGACACUCUCGAUAACGAGAAUGAAGUAACCGUCGAGAUAAUAACACCGUAUAUGGUUAAAAUAAAUUCAAGAUCAACGUGAAGUUGCCGCGGCUGCAUAUUUCCUGCAUUCUGCGGUGCAACGUGAGUGAGACAGAAGCUGCAGAGAACGAGGAUAAGACGAUAAGAAAUAGAACGACACAAACAAAAGGUGAAAUUCACAAUAAAUCGUCUCUAGUCGUCGAAAAAAUCAUUUGAUUUGACAUGUGCAAGUGACAAACCCAAUCAACAAUUAAAAAUGCAAGAGGACGUCUUCCCUGCGGCUGAAAAAAUCCUCUCGGACAUUGAAAAUGUGCUCCGAAAGGACGUGAAUCUCGAAAGUUUCGAGAUAAUCCCCUCCCCAGACUCUGAGAACCGUUCUCCUGUAUACCACGACGAGAACUCACUGGGUCUGGCCUCCUGGUGCGUCCAGCCGCUUUACACGUACGCCUACACCCGUUUAAUAGACCUCCGCCUCAAUGAGCUCCGCCGUGAGGACCCGUCGACCGUCUCCAGAUGGUUGAUGGGUGCCCUCCUGCUGAACCCCGACGUCUCGACCUUCUGGAAUAUGCGUCGGGAGCUCGUGAAGAGCGGUCGUCUGGACCCCCUGGAGGAGCUUCGUUUCACCAGAGCCGUCCUCUACUACAAGCCAAAGUGCUUUGAGGCCUUCUCCUACCGCCGCUGGCUGGUGAAGUUCACACUCGUCGAGCAGCAACACCCGAAUGUCGACGUGGAGUCCCUCCUCAGGACCGAGAUGACUGUCUCAGGAACAUCAGCUGAUCGUUACGCCAAUAACUAUCACGCCUGGAGUCAUCGGGAGCAGAUGAUAUUAACUUACGAAGCACUCUGUCCUUCUAGUUUAGGUUCUCUGUUGAUUUCCGAGUGGGAGGCCGCGGGGAAGUGGUGCAGCUGUCACGUAUCGGAUCAUUCUGGCCUGUCCUACCGUCAGUUCCUUCUUAAACGACUGCUACUCCUGGAAAGACAGUCUGCUGAGUCAAGACUUGCAGUCGUUCCUGAGGAAUUGGCCAGGCGCAGGGACAUCAUUCUGGAUUUCGUCAAGGCUGCCAAAGGCUCGGAGGAGGUCUUCUUGAUGUACGAUGGAGGUUCUGCGGAGGUCUUGGAGGUCCUUCACAGCUGCCGCAGGGGGAGAAGAAAUGGGGUUGACUACGAUCGGGUCUUGAUGGGGUUGUCCUACUGGAUCGAGGACUGCAAGCUCAAUGAAGAGUUGAUUGAAGCGUUCCCCGGACACGAGGCGCUCUGGUAUCACCGGAGGUUCCUCGCUUUUGCCCUGAGGAGAAUCUGUCUGGGGUUCUUGAAGGAUUCGUGUUAUGGGGUGGACUGCUUCGAGCCGAGGGAUUCCAUCAGGCUGGAGGGGGACGGCGGUGGCGGCAGGAAGUGUCUCCUGGAGGUGGCCUUCGAGAAAAGGAACGAGGGGAUUGUCCAGAGGGCGAGGAAGCAGUGCCAGGGGGAUGUCGCGGAGAAGUUUAUGAAGUUCCUGGCGGGUACUGGACUCAGGCUGGAACCUUAAGGGGGAGAGAGUUGGAGAGGAAAUGUAUUUUUAAAUAAAAGUUCUUAGAAAAGAUGAUGGAUUUGGGUUUAUUUGAGAGCUAUUCGAGGAUUAUGGAGGGAGGGGGAGUUUCGGAGAAUUCAUAAAGAAGUUCUCGAUAAAUAGAGAUGGUCUUUGUGUUGUUCAUUAAUUUUUGCAGUUUUUAUUAGUGAUGCCGCGAGAGACUUUACGAGACAUCAC
This is a messenger RNA of Diachasma alloeum, 1918 nucleotides long. It is a transcript of the gene temp, whose product is annotated as protein prenyltransferase alpha subunit repeat-containing protein 1. Gene Ontology annotation, molecular function: protein prenyltransferase activity. The transcript is spliced from 3 exons. The record is from RefSeq and is a predicted model, not a curated record. Gene Ontology annotation, cellular component: cytoplasm. Bases 431 to 1699 code for a protein of 422 amino acids. Lineage: Eukaryota; Metazoa; Arthropoda; Insecta; Hymenoptera; Braconidae. Gene Ontology annotation, biological process: protein prenylation.